This is a messenger RNA of Nothobranchius furzeri (turquoise killifish), 5585 nucleotides long. It is a transcript of the gene znf407, whose product is annotated as zinc finger protein 407. Gene Ontology annotation, biological process: regulation of transcription by RNA polymerase II. Gene Ontology annotation, molecular function: RNA polymerase II transcription regulatory region sequence-specific DNA binding; DNA-binding transcription factor activity, RNA polymerase II-specific; zinc ion binding. NCBI's taxonomy places the organism in Eukaryota, Metazoa, Chordata, Actinopteri, Cyprinodontiformes, Nothobranchiidae. The record is from RefSeq and is a predicted model, not a curated record. Gene Ontology annotation, cellular component: nucleus.
ACUUAAGUAUAUGGCUCAUUAUCCAAAGAGCAUCACUAUUUCCGAGGUUGACAUUAGCUCGCUUUUUGGGCCUCUCUGCUGCCGUCGUUUUCGAAGCAUUAGAGCGGUUUAGUCCCGCCUUCACUUCGUUCUGAUUGGCACUUAUGGCCAAUGGAGCAGUUUAAUUGGACGCACUGUUUGUCUGUCAAAAUACAGUAGAUGACGAUACUGCUAGUUAGCAAUAUGAGCAGGACAACAGUUUUCUGAUAUGAAACGUAUUCUAAUGUUUCUCGAAAGAUAAAAAUUAUAUACGUUACUCACCAAUACAUCGGGGAAAACAUGGGCUUCAGCAUGGAAUGCUUUUCAAUAGUCGCUACAGUUUUGAUGUGACGUUUUUACCGCUUUGGCUAACUUUGACAGUACUUUUAAGCUAGUAAUUGACAGCUAGUUAAAUGCUAAAAUGUUAAACCCCUUGGAGUCAGCCGUAAAGCAUUGUGACACAGUUGUUAUAGUCGUUUAAAGAAAUAUAACAAGUUUAAACUAAUGUGGACCGAUCAUUCCCUCCUUCCACUUAAACAGGGACAACUUGGCGUUGCGUUAGAAUGCUAUAUUAAGAAACUAAAAUGUCAUGGCUAAUUUAAAAUCUUUGAGAACAUGGAAAAUGCAACCAGAUCAAGAAGUGGACACAUACUAAUUAAAAACAAUAAAUAUGAAUUUGAUCCAGUCUAUGUGUUAUCUGUCAACAUUGGUGAGACAUCAUAGCACGACAUGAGAUGGAUACAAGUCUGACUUCAGGAGAGGAGGUUGCUGGGGACAGAAAACCCGAAAGUGAUGCUGCAAAAGUGAAGCUAGAUGAUGUGGAGCUGGUAGAAUCCACGGAGAACCCUCAGUGUGGAGCUGAUGAAGAACACACCAAGAGGCCAUCAUCAGACGUUACACCUGAAGAGGAGGAUAACCGAUGCACAGUCUGUGGCUUUUCAGCGAAAUACCCAAGAUCCCUGAAAAUUCAUUACGCACGAAAGCAUAGCAAAGACUUUGAUAAAACUCCCAAAUCUCCAGAGCAAAAUCUAAAUAUCCAUGACGGGAAGCCAAAUGAGAGCCAGCAAGAGGACACGACGAUGGCAGAAAAAGCUGCUGGUAGUAAACAAAAGAGACACGAUCUGGAUGAACUGAAAUUAGCAUCAAGUGAAGAUGAAAGUACAAGUUUAACCACAAGAGAGAUGGUAGGUGAAAAACAGGAGAGAGUCCAAGAAGACUCUGUCACUGUCCCAAAGAGAAGAGUGAGCAAACGAAUCCCAAAACCUAAAAUUAUUUAUUCCUGCAACUGCUGCGGGCAAGAGUUUAGGGACAAGCAUCCUCUUGAUGUCCACAUUCAGAGAUACCACUCUAAAUAUGUCCCAAUUACAUUGGACGCUGAUGAAAACACAAGCGGGUCAGAAGAUGCUGAAGACUGUAGCAACACCGUGAAGGCAUCACCAAUACAAGUGGCGCCCAAACGUCCUCUCAACAGGUUUCAGAAGAAGUGUGCAAACUGCGAUUUCAGGGCCAGCUCUACCGAGGUGCUGGAGAAGCACGCUCGAGUCAAACACCCCGACUCAGAGUGGUACCGCUGCAAAGUAUGCAAAUUUCUUGCCUCCACAUCUGAGUUGAUGAACACUCACCUGUCAUCAGUUGGCCACUUGCAGCAGCAGGCAGACAAUAGCAAAUCAGAAGUUCUCUCCUUCGAAGUGUGUGUUGAGAGUAUAAGCGGGAACUGUGUUGGAGAGGAUCCUCCUGUGGGCGAUGUGGAAAUGCUCGAUGGAAAGGAGAUAACUACAGUAACAGUAGGAGAACAGGAAGCAGAUGAAACAUCAGAGGCUGUCAAAACCGAAGAAGAUGUGGAGUUUGAACCUCCCAGGAAAAAACGUGGAAGGCCAAAGCUAGGGGGUUCUGCUACCUGUGGAUAUUGUGGUGUGGUUGUCUCCAGUGCUACCAACCUCCGCGUUCAUGUUCAGCGCAAACACAGCAAAGAAUACGGCUACAGCUGCACUUUGUGUAACUACAACUGUGUGACUAAAGGAGACAUGGAUCGCCACAGUUUAACUAAAAAACAUUUAAAACGAGCACAAGAAAGUUCGAGGAAGAACUCGGAUACCGGCACACCUUCACGUGAACCCACAAGCACACCGAAUACUGUCCCUCUAGUCAGUGAGACGAUGCAGAAAGCUGAUGUUAUCGUGCUCCAGGAAUGCAAUGUAGAAGAGCAGACUCGGUCAGAAACACACCAGCAAACAAGUAAACACGAUUCGGUUAAUGCCUGCUCUCUCUGUGAUUUUGUUGCUCAGUCAAUCCCUUCUCUCCAUCUUCACGUCAAGAGAAAACACACCAAAGACUUUGAGUAUGUGUGUUUGGCAUGCGGCUACUAUUCCGUAACUAACAGGGAAAUGCAUCGCCAUGCCAGUACAGAGAAGCACAAGCAGAGAAGUCAAAGAUACCUGGAGCUGCAGGAGAGCAAAGAGCAGAAGUCUUCUCAGUUUCCUUCAAAUGAAAAGCAGAAGAAUGACCCUCCUGUAGAAAGCUCUAACCCUGACUGUGAACACCCAAACCCAACAGAUGAGUCUGGCUCUUGUUCCAUUGACAAUCCAGUUAUAGAAACACAAAGUACAUCUGCAUCCCCUGUCAGCACUGAGCCUGUUAGUGCUGUGGUUGGUGCUGCUGGCAGUGCAGAUGAAAAUCAAGUGAAGACUAUUACAUCGUCUUCUGGCACUGAACCAGAUCCAACCAGCCAGACAACAGAGCUAACGGUGAUGUCUGAAGCCCAGCAGGCUUCAGGAGAUAUCCAGCUUGCUUUACACGAGUCCGCACAGCAAGAGACCCAGGAGGAAAGGCCUCAACAAGCAGGAGAUGAGCUUGUAAAGGCGGAUGUGAUGAUUGUAGAUACACAAAUGUCUAAAGCUCCUCCCUUUGAUGCUUGUAUCAUAUCUGCAAAGGCCCUUGCUGAGCAGGAGCAGGUACUGCAUGAAAGUCUGGCUCUGGAAGGAGAGGCCUCUGUGAUCUGCUUGACUGGAGGGUUAUCAUCUUGCCUGCCAUCCACCAUCUCUCCGUAUGUAAAAAAAGUCAAACCCAAGGAAGUGAAGGAGAGGGAGUAUGCCAAAGGAAGUAGCGCUAACACACGCUGUGAGGACUGUGGCUUCAUGGCGGAUGGCGUUAGUGGCCUCAAUGUCCACAUCUCGAUGAAGCACCCCACGAAAGACAGGCACUUCCACUGUCUGCUGUGUGGCAAGUCCUUCUACACGGAAAGCAACCUGCACCAGCACCUGACCAGCGCUGCCCAUCUACGCAACGAGCAGAACAGCGUGGAGGAGCUGCCAGAAGGGGGCGCCAACUUCAGAUGUGUGAAAUGCAGAGACCGUUUUGAAACGGAGCAGGGCUUGUUUUUUCACAUCAAGGAGAAACACGAGGAGCUCCUGAAGGAGGUUGACACAUAUGUGCUGGAGGACACGGAGCAGAUCAACCGCGAGCGAGAGGAGAAUCAAGGCAGUGUGUGCAAAUACUGUGGCAAGGUGUGCAGGAGCAGCAACUCCAUGGCCUUCCUGGCACACAUUCGUACACACACUGGAUCUAAGCCCUUCACGUGUACGAUUUGCAGCUUUUCUACGGCUCAGCUGGGCGACGUCAGGAACCAUGUGAAGAGACAUCUGGGCAUGCGAGAGUACAAAUGUGACAUUUGUGGAUGGGCCUUUGUGAUGAAGAAGCACCUGAAUACCCACCUGCUGGGAAAACAUGGAGUCGGGCAGAGGAAGGAAAGGAAGUUUGAAUGUGAGCUGUGUGACCGCUCCUUCAGUGAGAAGUGGGCCCUGAACAACCACAUGAAACUGCACAAUGGAGAGAAGCCAUACAAGUGUGUGUGGCCGUCCUGCCACUACGCCUUCAUUAACCUGUCGGCCAUGAAGGACCACUACAGGACACACACCGGAGAGAAGUCCUACCUUUGUGACCUGUGUGGAUUUGCAGGAGGCACCAGACACGCCCUGACCAAACACAGGCGUCAACACACAGGAGAGAGACCCUUCAAAUGUAAGAUCUGCAACUUUGCCUCCACUACGCAGUCCCACCUUUCACGGCACAAGCGCGUUCACACUGGAGAGAAACCGUACCGCUGCCCCUGGUGCGACUACAGAUCUAACUGUGCGGAGAACAUCCGGAAGCACAUUCUCCACACGGGGAAACACGAGGGGGUGAAGAUGUACAACUGUCCCAAGUGUGUCUAUGCCACUAAUGCUCCCAUGGACUUCCGCAAUCACCUGAAGGAAAGUCACUUGGAUAUUGAGAAUCCAGACCUUGCCUACCUGCACGCAGGUAUUGUAUCCAAAUCCUUCGAGUGCCGCCUGAGAGGCCAGGGGGCUGCAUUUGUGGCAUCCGAUUCAGACUCCUCUCUGCAAAGGAAGGGCUCAGAUGAGGCAUCCGGCCAUGAUGAGUCUAUCCAGCAGGUCAUCAUCAUCCAGGGUUAUGGCGAGAAUGACAUAACCAUUGAUCAGGCUUUGGAGGAGUCGGCUGCUGCCACCCUGCAGACACUGGCGAUGUCAGGUCAGGUGGCUGAGGUGCUCCACAUCACAGAAGAUGGACAAGUCAUAGCCUCAGGCAGGGAGGUGGCCUCCGCAGGAGCCCACCUAGUUGAAAGCAGCACCCAGUAUGUGGUUCUAGAUUCAGGAGACACCAGUAAGGAGCUGCAGGCUGUGGCCAGCGAAGAGGUGGAGGACACAGAUGCCACCGCGGGACAGAGUCACUCAGUCUCAGAGUCGACCACCGCCCUGGAUGCUCUGCUUUCCGCUGUCAGUGAAAUGGGUCAUCAGGAGAAAAUUCAAGACCAAGCAGCCGUCGUCCAUGAGGUGUUGAGCCCUGAGAUGGCUGAGGCUGCCGACACCGCCAUGGAAGUCAAACAGGAGCAGGAGGAAGUGAUCCAGGAGUCGAGGCACGGAAACAUGCAGGAAGUGCUGCAGCUCGCCGCUUCCCAGAUGAUAAAGGACGGCCUCACCCAGGUCAUUGUCAAUGACGAGGGCACCCACUAUAUUGUGACAGAGCUGGAUGACUGCACCUUACAGGUGGAGGGAGGUGUGUACGGAGAGGCCGGAGCGGGGCACAGGGAAGGGCAGCCUGAAGAGCAUCAAGCCGAAGAGGAGAUGGUGGUCUAUGUGGAUGGAGGGUCCCACAGUAUCGUACUGGAAGAGUGAAGAAGGAUCCUACUAAUGUUCUAGUUCCUCUUGAGUUCUGUUGAGUCCUCCUAAAUGAGUUAUAAAUGCUGUCUGUUGCAUUUCACACAAUCUUCAUUUGAGCUAUGCAAAACUCAGGCUGAACAUCAUUUAAAGAGGCGGCGUCUGAGAGCUGCUCAGAUGGGACAAAAGCUUUCUAACCUCUGUGAUGCUAGCAUGAUCCUUAAUUUGUAGAUGACCAAAGGUUUAGCUGUGAGAUCCGUCGUUAGUAUAAACCACCUGCUUUAAUCAAUCUGAAACGUUUCACCCUGAUAAAUUUGAUGUUUUCUGUUCUCAAAGAAAAAGUAUCCUCUCGUCUUUUGGAAAAUCUUUAGAUACGAACACUGUUCAAAUUCUGACAAUAAAGCUUAAAUUUAA